UGACUCCUUCCGUGUUUACCUGUAGCUCUUAACCAGGGACAUUCACAAAUGGGCGUUUUUCGAUGGAAUGAACGAAGCACAAAUAAAAGUGUAUAUUUGUGUUCUGGCACCGGUCAUAGGGAAAAACAAAGAAGAUAAAGGGAAAGAGAAAAGAAAAAGGACAUGAGCUGAAAAAGUUUGACCGAAGAAAAGCCAUUUAAAGUUUUGUUUCGGGUUAGCUGAAGUUGUAGUGUUCUCGUAGUUCACAAUGGGAUGUUGUGGCAGCAGAGAGAGUAAACGUGACUGGAAACCGCUGGAGGAUCGCAGCUGCACGGACAUCCCAUGGCUCAUCAUAUUCAUACUGUUUUGUAUAGGAAUGGGGUGUAUUUGUGGCUACCCCAUUGCCACAGGAGCUGCCUCCAGACUUAUCUCAGGAUAUGACAGUUAUGGCAACACCUGCGGUCACAAUAACACCAAAAUCGAAGGUGUACCCCUCAGUGGCCGGGACAUGACAGAAAACAAGUAUGUCUUUUUUCUAGAGCCUUGCAACCUUGACCUCAUAAACAGGAGGAUCAAGUCCAUUGCCCUGUGUGUCUCCAAAUGCCCUGCUACUGAACUGCAGACCUACAACGACUUAAAGAAGUUUGCUCUAAAUAAUGGCUCUCAUCUCUGUUCCUAUGAUAUUACUCCUACAAGAUACACAAGCCAUUCAGAGAGAUAUACUAAAUGUCCCAAACUUCCUGUUUCACAAAGUAAGGCCAUCCCGCUAUUACACCGCUGUAUUCCUGUGGAUAUCGGCUGCUAUGCUGAAUUUGCCCAGGGAUUCAUCACAUUCGUCAGUGACAACACUGUGCUGCGCCGGGUCAUUGCUGGGGUGAUGGCCAGCAAGGAGAUCAUCAUGGGCCUUUGUCUUCUGGCUUUAGUUCUGUCCCUGAUCAUGAUGGUUGUCAUUCGUUACAUCUCUAAAGUGCUAGUGUGGAUUCUCACAGUUCUGGUAAUCAUCGGCUCUAUAGCUGGGACAGGUGUCCUCUGGUGGCUGUACGCUGACCACAGGAUUGCCCUUGAAAAUAACACCACAUCAGCAUUUGGGAAAGAAGUGGCCUCAGACAAUGUCAAGGCCCUGCUUGUGUAUGCGAUCGGUGCUACAAUUUUCACGGUAGUUCUCCUGCUGGUGAUGUUCUUCCUGAGGAAGCGUGUGGCCCUCACUAUCUCCCUGUUCCAUGUGGCGGGUAAAGUGUUCAUCCAUCUUCCCCUGCUGGUCCUGCAGCCAUUCUGGACCUUCAUCUGCCUCAUGCUCUUUUGGGUCUACUGGAUCGCUGUGCUUCUCUUCCUCGGGACUGCAGGGACACCAAUAAAGAACAACUCUACAGGUGCGGUUGAAUACCACAUGCAAGGACCUCUUCAGUACUUGGUGUGGUACCACGCUGUGGGUCUCAUCUGGAUCAGUGAGUUCAUUCUUGCCUUCCAGCAGAUGACCAUCGCUGGAGCUGUGGUCACCUACUAUUUCACAAGAAAUAAGUCCCAGAUGCCAGUGACUCCCAUCCUGUCUUCUAUGGCACGUACCAUCCGCUACCACCUGGGUACUCUGGCCAAAGGCUCCUUCAUCAUCACACUUGUUAAGAUCCCUCGUCUCAUCCUAACAUACAUCCACAGCCAACUCAAAGGAAAGGAAAAUGCCUGUGCUCGUUGCAUGCUGAAAGCUUGUGUGUGCUGUUUGUGGUGUCUGGAGAAGUGUCUAGCAUACUUGAAUCAAAAUGCUUACACUGCGACAGCCAUCAACAGCACAAACUUCUGCACCUCAGCCCGUGACGCUUUCCUUAUCCUGGUGGAGAAUGCCCUCCGAGUGGCCGCCAUAAACACUGUGGGCGACUUUGUCCUCUUCAUGGGAAAGGUGCUUAUAGUCUCCUGUACCGCUUUUGCUGGCGUCCUGGCUCUGAACUACCAGAGGGACUACACCGUGUGGGUGCUGCCUCUCCUCAUCGUCUGUCUGUUUGCCUUCCUGGUGGCCCACUGCUUCCUUUCUGUGUUUGAGAAUGUGGUUGACGUCCUCUUCCUCUGCUUUGCUGUGGACACAAAGUAUAAUGAUGGCAGCCCUGGACGGCAGUACUACAUGGACAAGGCCUUAAUGGAAUUUGUUGAGAACAGUAAGAAAAUGGGUUGGUACAAGCCAGAUGAUGGAGAUGGACGGGAAAUGAAGUCCAUGGCACGUGGGGGGACUGUAGCUUGACCAAGUGCCAGAGAGAUUGCCAAAACCACUAAAAAUAAAGCUUAACUCAGAGUUUACCAGCAUUUCACUCCAGGGACAUCAGUAAAAUAACAAUACCUUUUUAUAUAGAAACGUUACAUAGCUUUUAUGAAAGAGGCAUCAAGUUUUAUUGUUUAUUUUUGAGCAAGGGAUUGCAAAUUAAAAUUAGACACUAAUAGUUGUAUAGCAAUAGGUUAUCUUUGUUUUUGUUUUGUUUCAUUAAUAACAUGGAUGCAACAGAUUCACCUUUUUCCUACCUGAGUUUUCCCUUUUAUUGAGUUUUCCCUUUUAAAUAAUAAUAUAAAUGGUUUAACAUGGUUUAACAUGUUUGGUUUUCUUCUUUUAACAGUGUUAGCUGUAGUUUGAAUGGCUCAGUGUACAUUUUGAAAUGGAUAACUAUGUUUUGUUAAGGCUGUUGAAGUUGUUUAUUACUUAUUAAAUUUUAUACUUAAAUAGAA
Messenger RNA from Seriola dumerili (greater amberjack), 2682 nucleotides. RefSeq names its product choline transporter-like protein 1. Gene Ontology annotation, biological process: transmembrane transport. Lineage: Eukaryota; Metazoa; Chordata; Actinopteri; Carangiformes; Carangidae. Gene Ontology annotation, cellular component: membrane. Bases 248 to 2206 code for a protein of 652 amino acids. Gene Ontology annotation, molecular function: transmembrane transporter activity. The transcript has 16 exons. The record is from RefSeq and is a predicted model, not a curated record.